This is a messenger RNA of Nerophis lumbriciformis (worm pipefish), 1347 nucleotides long. The record is from RefSeq and is a predicted model, not a curated record. Lineage: Eukaryota; Metazoa; Chordata; Actinopteri; Syngnathiformes; Syngnathidae.
AUGUCUGAACGUCUGAAGGACCAUCUUCAAUGUCCCACCUGUCUGGACGUCUUCAUAGAUCCUGUCAUGCUCUUGCCGUGCAGUCACAACUUCUGCCGUGCGUGUCUGCAGCAGUGGAAGGACAAAGGAGAACGAUCGUGUCCAAUCUGUAUGACACAGUUUAGUUUGAUGGAUCCGCCUCCGAACUUGGCACUGAAGAGUAUGUGUGAGAACCUCUCACGAGGCUUAGUCAAGUCAGAAGACGACUGCAGCUUGCACAAAGAGAAACUGAAACUCUUCUGUUUGGACCACCUGGAUCUUGUGUGCCAUAUCUGCAGAGAUGCAGAAACCCACGUUGGUCACAAGUUCCGGCCCGUUGAAGAAGUUGUGGAAUAUGCCAAGGAAAUACUCCAGGAUUACGACGACUGUCGAGAGAACUGCAACGAACAGGCAGAGUACAUCAAAGUCCAGAGGGAGAAUGUCGAAUGCAAGAUUAAGAAGGAUUUUGAGGAGCUCCGUCGCUUUCUCGACGUCGAGGAGGAGGCCAGGUUGGCUGCGGUAAGGGAGGACGAGACCAAGAAGAAUCUAAUGACGAAGGCGGCUCUCGGCGAACGAACGGCCGCUCUCUCGGAUGUCAUCAGAAGCGCUGAGGAGCAGCUGACGUCUAGCAAGGUUUCUUUCAUGAAGAAGUUCAAGACUGCGAUGAGCAUAAUCCAAUUGCUGCCGGAAAAGUGGCAGCUGCUGCCAGGAGGUCUGCUGGACGAAGCCAAACACGUGGGCAACCUCAAGUUCAAAGUGUGGGAGCGGAUGAAGGAGACGCUCGCCUACAGUCCCGUCAUUCUGGACCCCAACACGGCCAAUCCAGGAAUCAGUCUGUCCGAAGAUCUGAGCAGUCUUAGUUGGGAAGACGUACAGCAGAAACGUCCAGAGAAUCCAGAGAGGUUCCAGACGUGGCAGUCUGUGCUGGGUGGUGCUUUGGACUCGGGAAGACACGUGUGGGACGUUGAGGUGGGAGACAACGAAAUCUGGAUAGUGGGGAUCUUGUGGGGGGAACCUUGUUUGCCAGAGAAAAUGAUUGGUUGGUACAUCAGCUUUUGUGAUGGUGAAUACAAAAAGCCCGCUUGCAAAUCUGGAGAAUGGAAUCCGCCUGUUAAAGUGCAGAGGAUCCGAGUUGAAGUGGACAUGAAAGAAAGGGUGGCGUCCUUCUCUGAACCUCUCACGAACACCGAAUUGUGGAACACUAAGAAGCCUACCAUUUGGCCAAACUUGUCCGGUAAAACCAAAAUGUAUCCUUACUUCUCCACAGAAUGUAAAAUUCCUCUAAAAAUAGUCCCCAUUCCACCUGGUGUUACGACUGCCAUUCACUAG